AUGGUGCCGAGACGAGUGCUUGUGAUGCCCAACGACGACUGUGUCCCCGACAACCCGACGACUGCCCGUUCGCCAGCCUCCCUCCCGCUCGCGUGUGCUGCUCGCUCGAGACUUCCCAUGCCGAAGCAGGUCACCGACAUCAAGAAGUUCCUCGAGAUCGCCCGCCGCGCCGACGCCGUCGAGGCCAAGAUCAAGCGCACCGUCGUCAAGCGCCCUGCCAACUCGCCCGUCGGCAAGAAGGCCUCGGCCAAGCAGGCCGUUGCCACCAAGUUCAAGCUCCGUGGCUCGCGCUACCUCUACACCCUCGUCCUCCACGACCAGGAGAAGGCCUCCAAGCUCCAGCAGUCGCUCCCCCCCACCCUCAAGCAGGUUGUGAUCGGCGCCCCCGCCGCCCGCAAGUAAAUUGCGCGCUGUUAGGAUGACUGCAUGGGUUGGAUGAUGUACAUUUGCACCUACAGA
This is a messenger RNA of Vanrija pseudolonga, 459 nucleotides long. Its product is annotated as 60S ribosomal protein L38-1. The coding region runs from base 1 to 402 and encodes 133 amino acids. NCBI's taxonomy places the organism in Eukaryota, Fungi, Basidiomycota, Tremellomycetes, Trichosporonales, Trichosporonaceae. Gene Ontology annotation, cellular component: cytosolic large ribosomal subunit; ribosome. The record is from RefSeq and is a predicted model, not a curated record. Gene Ontology annotation, biological process: translation; protein-RNA complex assembly. The transcript has 3 exons. Gene Ontology annotation, molecular function: structural constituent of ribosome.